Molecule: messenger RNA, 1580 nt
Organism: Cryptomeria japonica (Japanese cedar)
Lineage: Eukaryota; Viridiplantae; Streptophyta; Pinopsida; Cupressales; Cupressaceae
Product: probable leucine-rich repeat receptor-like protein kinase At2g33170
Exons: 2
Coding region: 185-1390 (401 amino acids)
Biological process (GO): protein phosphorylation
Cellular component (GO): plasma membrane
Molecular function (GO): protein kinase activity; ATP binding
Source: RefSeq, a predicted model, not a curated record
UUCAAGCUUUAAUUUUAUCAUAUUUUCAUAGUUCAUUAGUGUAUCAUUCAGUUGUUUCUAAAUUUGAUUGUGAAUGUGUGUAUUUUUUCAUCAACAUUUGAAUGGUAGAGAUCAAAAUUGUUUAAGCUUCUGAUUCAGUUCCUUUCAAUGUACUAAAAAGAGCUAAGUCCCAGCUAAAAGGAAGAUGAUGAAGAAGAUGGGCAUUCUAGAAUUAGUUUGCUGCAACUCUGGCCUUUUCAUUUUUCUCUGCUUGUAUUGCUUACCGGGCAGCAAAGGUCAUCCCAUGGCUGAAACACCAAGUGCAGCAGGAGCUAGGGAAUCAACACUAUCACCCACAAAGGAACUUAUACUCUAUGCCCUGGCCAUUGGAACAUUUAUUCUACUGGGAAUUUGCUUCCUGUACCGUGCGAUUCGAUCAAGAAGAUGUGUACGGAAACCGCCAGAGCCUACAGCAUAUCAGAUUCAAUUUGAAGCCCAUGAACUUUCGGUGGCAGCCAGAGGAUACCACAAAGACUACUUAAUUGGGUUCACUGACUGGGCUUCCGUAUUCAAAGCUGUGCUUCCAGAUGGCUUAGUGGUGGCAAUCAAGAGGCUCAAUUUAAACAACUCUGAGGAAGCCAAUCAGAGGUUUCUCGAGGUUUGUAUUGCACUCACUCAAGUUCGACACUGUAAUCUGGUUGGUGUGUUGGGCUUCUCUGUGUCUUCACAGUACAAGUACAUUGUCACUGAGUAUGUAGAUUGCCCCAAUUUGGAGCAACUGCUCCAUGAUAAUUGCAAUUUGAGCUGGGAGACCAGGCUUAAGAUUGCUCAUGGAACCGCCCGUGCACUUGUUUACAUGCACGAGGAGUGUAGAGUCAACAGUGACAGUCCUCUGGUUCAUGGCAACAUAAAACCAAGCAAUAUUUUUGUGGAUAUUGAAGAACAAGAACCCAUUUUGAGUGACUAUGGUAUUACCUCUCUGAUCGAGAAUUUCUCUGGGUCUUCAUGUGCGUUUCAAGGAUUAUGUGGAUAUGCAGCUCCAGAGUGCUUGAGAUCAGAGGCAGUGACAGAAAAAUCAGAUGUAUACAGCUAUGGCAUCGUGCUUCUGCAACUGCUCACGCUAAAGCAGCCUUCAAGCGAAGAUGUAUCAGGAAACUUAUCAGAAUGGAUAAGAAAUAAGAUUAUCCAUUCAUAUGAGGGAGUUCUGGAUCCUGCCAUUUUCAGUGAUGCAACAGAGUCCAGAAAGAAGAAAAUAAAGAAAGUAUUGGGGCUGGCCUUAAUGUGCACUAGAGAUAAUCCACAGAGAAGACCGUCCAUGAAAGAAGUUGUUGAAAGCCUUAUUCAAAUGAAGAGUUUUGACGCGCAGAGAAAUUCAGUGGCGGCUCCUGUUUUUGGUAUUGACAACGUAUAAUUUGUAAAAUUGAAGACAUCAAAGUUUUCAUACACACAAUCUAAUCUAGAAACUGUCUUCCAAAUUUGUAAAAUAUUUUGUUAAAAAGAGGAGGAAAUACAUUUCUGUCUCUGUGUUUCCCUGAAUCUAGAAACUGUCUUCCAAAUUUGUAAAAUGUUUUGUUAAGAAGAGGAGGAAAUACAUUUCUGUC